AUGCCCCUUCUUGAUGUUGUUGCUACAACAAGCUUCAACACAACAUUUUUUGCAUGCUUUGUAUUCCUUAAAGAUAAAAAAAAAGAAGAUUAUGAAUGGGUGUUAAAUCAUAUAUUUUCUUUAUUCAAUGGAAUAGAAAAACCAAAAGUCGUUAUAACAGACCAGGAAUUGGCACUUAUAGAUACGAAGAGUUUAGUAAAGUCAAGAACAGAGAGUGAUUUUGAAGCUCAAUGGACAGAGUUGUCGAUGUCCGGAAUAGAAGGUGCCCACGCAAUGUUAAAGAAAUAUUUACAAGUCUCAACUGGUAAUUUACAUACCAUGUAUGAAAAAAUUUUAUUAUUACUAGAAAACCAAUACAAUGAAAUUAAAGCAAUGAUCUCCAAGGAUAAAACCCAUAUCCUACAUACACAAAAUAUUUCUUUCUAUAGCCGAUUAAUUUCUAAGGUUUCUUUGUUUGCUUUAAGACGAAUUCAUGAGCAAUAUCUUAAAGUCUCUUGUGCAAUAACAAAUAAUCCUCUUAAACCCUGUAAUGUCGGUUCACAAAACAGGAGUACCAAGGUUCAGGCCUCUACUAAAAGGGACCCAUCAGCUUUCAAGUUAGAAGAAACUAGGCUAAAUGGCAAAAAAUGUGGU
Molecule: messenger RNA, 633 nt
Organism: Racocetra persica
Lineage: Eukaryota; Fungi; Glomeromycota; Glomeromycetes; Diversisporales; Gigasporaceae
Source: the annotation of a GenBank genome assembly